Molecule: messenger RNA, 933 nt
Organism: Durusdinium trenchii
Lineage: Eukaryota; Dinophyceae; Suessiales; Symbiodiniaceae
Source: the annotation of a GenBank genome assembly
AUGGCACUUUUGAGUGGGGACGAGGAGCCGGUUCUGGUGGCCGAAGCCUUGCAAAGGCUGGGUUUGGAUGUGAAGGAGAUGGUUGAAGCACCUGAAGUGCCGCCAGUGCGGUUGGCUGAGAACUUGGAAGGGAAAAUUUGGCAAACAGCCAUGGAGACCAGACGUCUAGUGGAGAUGGCUUGGGUGGCCGAGUCGCAGCAGGUGAUCGAAGCUGGAAGUUCUUUGGCAUCGCAGUUAGUGCCGGAGACGGACGAGCUUCUGCAGAGCUUGAUCACAAGGAAGGUCCCAGAUGCCCCAGAAACAGAAGCAGACGGCUGUGUUGAUAUGAUCAUGUUUUGUGGUGACAGUGUGACAGUCAGAUGCUCAAUCCACCCGAAGGAGGCCUGGUGGUUUUGUGCCAGUAUCAGUGAGCCUGCUCUAGACGAUCCGGAAAAGGAGGAUGAGAAGAACGGUGAUUAUUAUUCCUGGACUGCCACGAUGGAUUUGGGACCCAUCAAAUACAAAGGAAUCAAGUUCACCGAUAUCCAGCUUGAUCGCUAUCACCGUCAAAAGGGGUCAUCGUUUUACUUCUUGGAGCUGCCAAUGCCCAUGGGUGUCAGCCUGGAAGAAGUGGAGGUAGAUGGCGUUGGGACAGUGAUUCAGGUCACAGACCUGGUGGAUGGAGGCAGUGCAAAGGAGGAUGGAAGCAUUCGUGUGGGCGAUUACCUGCGUGCGAUCACUACACCUCAGCGGAAGUUGACCGGUGGAGAGGAAGGGGAAGAAGGUGGCAUGGCUGAAGCCUUGGGCGCGUCUGCCGGCGAGCAAACCAAGGCCGUGCUGGUGAUCCCCCGGGGCUUUCCCUUCCAACGGGUCAUAGAUGAGAUCGCGGAGAAUAACAAGAUGGAUAGCUACGUAGGCCUGGUAUUUGAAAGGCCCUUCGUCGACCAGGACUGA